Molecule: messenger RNA, 3359 nt
Organism: Rosa rugosa (rugosa rose)
Lineage: Eukaryota; Viridiplantae; Streptophyta; Magnoliopsida; Rosales; Rosaceae
Product: pumilio homolog 6, chloroplastic-like
Exons: 10
Coding region: 257-3085 (942 amino acids)
Biological process (GO): post-transcriptional regulation of gene expression
Cellular component (GO): cytoplasm
Molecular function (GO): mRNA binding
Source: RefSeq, a predicted model, not a curated record
AAAGAAACAAAAGAGCUUUAAAUAGUAAAUACCCGCUGAAUUGAGCCAAAGACAUCAUUUUUGGUAGACCCAUCUCUCUCUCUCUCUCUCUCUUCUCUCUCUCUCUAAAGAGAAUCUAGGGUUUGUUUGGUACAGUGAAUCUUUAGCAUCAGCUGCUGCUGCUGCUGGUGUGAGGGAAUCUGCUUCAAUUUUGGGGGAGCAUGUGAGAUCCUCCUAUUAUCAUAGAAAAGCGGGGGCAUAGUAAUCUUCCAGUAGCAUGGCGACUGAGAGUCCAAUUAGAAUGUCAGAAACUGGUGGAAACUGGGGUUCCCAUAAGAAGCCGGCAAAACUUGCAUCAUCAUCUGCUAAUAUGACAGCAGAGGAGUUGAAAUUGCUUCUGAGAGACCAUAGGUUUCAUAGCAGCAGAAAGGAUGUUGCCCCCAAUCGAAGUGGAAGUGCACCCCCAAGUAUGGAGGGCUCAUUUUUGGCCAUUAAUAAUCUGAUAUCCCAGCAGGACUCUGGCAUGACUGGAAGCUUGGCUAGUUUAACUAGUGUUAUUGAAAGGUGCGAGUCUGAGGAGCAACUGCUUUCAGAUCCAGCUUAUCUGGCUUAUUACUGUGCCAAUGUCAAUCUGAAUCCAAGACUUCCUUCUCCCCUUAUCUCAUGGGAGAAUCGACGUCUGGCACGCCAUAUCGGUAGUUUCAGUCCAAACUUGGGACCCGUUGAUGACAGUGGUAAUGGUUCAUUGCAUAUGUCUCCAGGACUACUGCCUACACACGAGGAAGAGUCAGAGGAUGAUCAGACACCUCAACAGACUUCUAAUGAUUGGGUAGAUCAGACAAGUUCUGGAGAGGAAGCAGCUCAAUUGAUAGGACAACAGAAAAAUGAAGAUUCUUGUGGGUCUACUUCACCUGUAGAUAAUCAUUCACAUACCUCAAGCAAUGGGGUACCUGAGGAGUUUAAUCAGAGUGCUGUUUCCAAUUCCUUGCAUGAUCUCCCUAGGCCCAAUGUAGAUGAAGAACGUGCAGCUGAUACAGUACUUUCACUAAAUGAUGAAGCCUCAUCCAGUCCUGUUGCAAUUUCGUCGUCUCAUGUUUAUACCAGGAGCACAGGUGUUAAUGAUGCAGGUGUUUCCCUUGUUGAAUCUGGAAUGAAGUCUCUUAAUGUAUCAAACAUGCCAGAAAAUCAAAAGAAUCAAGUACAGUGGCCGCCCAGCUACCAGAAUAAUUUCCUGCAAUACCAGAUACAGCAACAGCAAAUCAAUGCCACAUCUCAGAUAACUCCUCAAGGAGCUCACUGCACAUAUAUUGGCAUGGAUCACUAUCACCCUAAUACCUCCAAAUUUGCAGCAGAUGCACAGCCGGUACUCCAGACAUCAGGGUUCGCACAUCCACUUUAUGCAAACUCAGCAGCCUACACGAGUGCAACACAUCCGUAUUAUUCAAAUUUUCAGGCACAGAGCUUUGUUUCUCCACAAUAUGUAGGUGGAUAUGCUUUAAACCCCCCUGGUUUUUCUCCAUAUGUUGGUGGAUAUCAUCCUCCAGGGGCUGUUCCUGUUGUUGUUGAGGGAACUGUGGGUUCAAGCUUUAAUACUCGAACAUCUGCGGGAAGCAUUUCACCUGGGGCUGAUGUGCAACAUAUAAGCAAGUCAUAUGGGCAGCCUGGGUUUCCUCUGCAAACUUCUUAUUCCGAUCCUAUGUAUAUGCAAUACUAUCAACAGCCGUUUGUGGAGUCAUAUGGUGUUUCUGGCCAGUAUGCUCCAUUGGCAUCUAGAGGUGGUCUUGACUUAAACAAAGUGUCCAAUCAUGCCGCUAGUUUGGAUGACCACAAAAUCCAACAUCCGAGGAAUGGAGGGCCGGGGAAUUUGAACUCACAAAGAGGACCAGUAAGUGCCAGCUAUUAUGGAAGUGCACCAAAUGUUGGUGUUUUGAUGCAGUAUCCUACCUCACCCCUAAAUAGUCCUGUUCUGCCAACAUCAUCCAUAAGUUCAGGAAGAAAUACUGGCUUAUAUCAUGGAUGGCCAGGGCACCGAGGCUUUGAGAGUCUUCAUGACCCCAAAAUUUAUAAUUUUCUCGAGGAGUUGAAAUCUGGCAAAGGCCGCAGAUUUGAGCUAUCUGAUAUCACAGGACAUAUUGUUGAAUUUAGUGCUGAUCAACAUGGGAGUCGAUUUAUCCAGCAGAAGUUGGAAAACUGUAGUAUUGAAGAGAAGGCUUCUGUAUUCAGAGAAGUUCUCCCACAUGCUUGUCAAUUAAUGACUGAUGUUUUUGGUAACUAUGUGAUUCAAAAGUUUUUUGAAUAUGGAAGCCCUCAGCAAAGGAAGGAUCUUGCCAAUCAACUUUCAGGCCAAAUUUUGCCUCUAAGUCUGCAGAUGUAUGGCUGUCGUGUAAUCCAAAAGGCACUUGAUGUGAUUGAGCUUGAACAGAAAGCAAGGCUUGUACAUGAGUUGGAUGGACAUGUUAUGAGAUGUGUUCGUGACCAAAAUGGAAACCAUGUCAUACAAAAGUGUAUUGAGAGCAUCCCAACAGAAAAGAUUGGGUUUAUAAUAUCUGCUUUCCAUGGUCAAGUUGCAGCACUUUCAAUGCAUCCCUAUGGUUGCCGAGUUAUACAGAGAGUUCUGGAGCAUUGUACAAAUGAGUUGCAAUGCCAGUUUAUAGUUGAUGAGAUUUUGGACUCUGUGUGUGCUCUUGCUCAGGACCAGUAUGGCAAUUAUGUCUCCCAGCAUGUAUUGGAGAGGGGGAAACCUCAUGAAAGAAGCCGAAUUAUUAGCAAGUUGUCGGGUCAUAUUGUACAGCUGAGCCAGCAUAAAUUUGCAUCCAAUGUUGUUGAGAAAUGUUUGGAGUAUGGUGACGCUGCAGAACGAGAACUGUUGAUAAGGGAGAUUGUUGGCCCUAAUGAUGGAAAUGAUAACUUAUUGAUAAUGAUGAAGGACCAAUUUGCUAAUUAUGUGGUGCAGAAGGCUCUUGAAAUCUGUACAGACAGUCAACGAACGAUAUUGAUUAAUCGCAUAAGGGCUCAUACUCAUGCGUUGAAGAAAUACACUUAUGGGAAACACAUUGUUGCUCGAUUUGAGCAGCUAUUUGGAGAAGAAAAUCAAUCAGGAUCCUGAAGCUGAGAAGUAUCCCAAGAAUUUCCGUUCAGUGAAUCUGUGGUUUCUUAGGAUACUGGGUGGAAUGAGUAUCCCCCAGCAAUUGAAGAUCAUGACAUUGAUUACGGAGGCAUCCUAUUUAUGAUCGCUGCUGCUUGGCCAGGCUGCUUCAGUAUUUUCAAGUUGUCGUGUGCUUCAUAUGUAAAUAUAUGGUUAUUGUAAAGUAGUACUUAGGAUGAUUUGUUUGCAAUGCAACUAAUUGGAGUAAUUGAAAAAAUCCUUCCAUGUUAUAGCA